This is a messenger RNA of Oryctolagus cuniculus (rabbit), 5715 nucleotides long. It is a transcript of the gene COL25A1, whose product is annotated as collagen type XXV alpha 1 chain. Lineage: Eukaryota; Metazoa; Chordata; Mammalia; Lagomorpha; Leporidae. The record is from RefSeq and is a predicted model, not a curated record.
GAGGCGCUCGCCGCGCGCGCACUCACACCCGAGCAUCCCGAAGGGUAUUUAAGGCUCGCAGCCGCAGGGGCCGCGGAGAGACCGUGGGCAGCGGCAGCUCGGGCCCUUUGGCUCUCCUCUUGCCUGACCGCCCUCUGGCGCCCCUCUCGUGGUCUCUCGGCCUCCCAGCCUCCAGCCCAGUCCAGGUGGGAAGCAAGCCGGCGUGCGGAAAGACACCAAAUAGGUGGAAAUAAGGCCAAGUAGUGGGAACGCAACAGGUCCGCGCUCCGCGGCGGGGCGAGCGGCAGCCCCUCAUCCGCUGUCCCUCGGACCCCGCGCGGCCGCUCCCGGGGACCUCGGAGGAGGUGUCCGGUGGACUUCCUUUCGGUUUUGACGCGGUCCCCCGACGGAGGUGCUCUUCACGCCUUUCUGGGAGGAGGGAGGCAGGCGGAGGAUGGUCCUCGCCCGCUGGUCCGGACGCUGAGGCACGCCGAGGUCCCUCUCCGCGUCCCGCUCCCGCGCCAACUAGUUGUGCAGCCACCGGGACUGAACUUCGGAGGACUCUCCCCGUUUAUUUCUUUUUACAAUUAUUGGAGGUGGUCGAGGGUGGAAGGUGAAGCUGAGGCAGCCGACCCCGCCACGAUGCUGGUGAAGAAGCACACGGGGAAAGGAGGAGGCCGGGAGCCCGGACCGGCGGACGCGAGCCCCGCGGGGCAGCGCUGCGCUGCGGCUGGACCCCAGUGCGCGGCCUUGGCAGCCCUCCUGUCAGUGGUGGCCAUCCUGUCUUGUCUGUACCUGGGGGUGAAAACCAAUGACCUCCAGGCGCGGAUAGCCGCUCUGGAAUCGGCGAAAGGGGCCCCUUCCAUUCCUCUGCUGUCUGAUACCGAGGAUCAGCUCAAGGCCAUGGUGCAGGAGAAAGUGGAGCGCCUUCUGGCUCAGAAAUCCUAUGAACAUAUGGCUAAAAUAAGAAUUGCAAGAGAAGCACCUUCAGAAUGCAACUGCCCAGCAGGCCCUCCAGGGAAACGAGGUAAGAGGGGCCGAAGAGGAGACUCUGGUCCUCCUGGUCAGCCUGGUCCUCAGGGCCCUCCUGGUCCAAAAGGUGAUAAGGGAGAACAAGGUGAUCAAGGGCCUCGGGGUCUGCCAGGCUUCCCCACAGUCGCUGCCCUGCACAGUAAUCAGAUCCUCACCGUCAAGGGUGACCAAGGACAAGCAGGGCCUCCAGGACCCCCAGGCCCUCCAGGCCCAAGAGGGCCACCUGGGGACACAGGGAAAGAUGGUCCCCGUGGAAUGCCUGGAGUACCCGGUGAACCAGGGAAACCAGGAGAACAAGGCUUGAUGGGUCCUCUGGGGCCUCCAGGACAAAAGGGUUCAGUUGGAGCACCUGGAAUUCCAGGAACAAAUGGACAAAAGGGUGAGCCUGGGUUGCCUGGAGCAGUGGGACAGAAUGGAAUACCAGGGCCAAAGGGAGAACCUGGAGAACAAGGAGAAAAGGGAGAUGCUGGAGAGAAUGGCCCCAAAGGUGAUACAGGCGAAAAGGGUGACCCUGGAUCAUCUGCUGCAGGAAUCAAGGGAGAACCUGGAGAAUCUGGUCGUCCAGGGCAAAAGGGUGAACCAGGGCUUCCUGGGCUUCCUGGACUUCCGGGGAUAAAGGGAGAACCAGGUUUCAUUGGUCCUCAGGGGGAACCAGGCUUACCAGGGUUACCAGGAACCAAAGGUGAACGUGGGGAGGCAGGGCCUCCUGGAAGAGGUGAGCGAGGGGAGCCUGGAGCCCCUGGACCCAAGGGUGACCAUGGAGACAAAGGGGACUCUGGAGCUCUGGGCCCAAGAGGUCCACCCGGUCCAAAAGGGGAUCAAGGAGCCACCGAGAUCAUAGACUACAAUGGUAACCUCCAUGAAGCCUUACAGGGCCCCCCUGGACCUCCAGGACCUCAAGGACUACAAGGGCCAAAGGGAGAGCAGGGAUCUCCAGGAAUCCCAGGAGUAGAUGGAGAGCAGGGACUCAAAGGCUCAAAGGGAGACAUGGGCGACCCAGGUAUGCCAGGUGAAAAAGGAGGAAUUGGACUUCCAGGAUUACCGGGUGCCAAUGGAAUGAAAGGAGAAAAAGGAGACUCCGGAUUGCCUGGUCCUCAGGGUCCUUCUAUCAUAGGCCCACCAGGCCCACCAGGUCCCCAUGGCCCACCCGGCCCCAUGGGGCCCCAUGGACUUCCUGGACCGAAGGGUGAACCAGGGUUAAAUGGUGUUAAAGGAUUGAAGGGUGAACCAGGUCAAAAGGGUGACAGAGGACCCCUUGGUCUUCCAGGAGCAUCUGGCUUAGACGGAAAGCCAGGAUCCCGGGGUAUAGAUGGUCCUGUGGGACCCCAUGGCCCUGCUGGUCCCAAAGGAGAAAGAGGUGAAAAAGGAGCUAUGGGAGAGCCUGGACCCAGAGGGCCCUACGGCCUACCUGGCUUCCCUGGUCCACGGGGCGAGAAGGGCGACCUAGGAGAAAAGGGAGAAAAGGUGACCUCCCUGCCAGCAUGUGCCUGUGUGACUCUUCUCACGCUGUCUGCUUUGCUGCUGCACCUGUGUGAUUCCUUCUCAUGCCUAGUUCAUCCCUAUCCUGUGCUCCAAAAACCCACUGAUGCCUCAUCCGAGGAUUCAGGCCUUAGCCAAAUGAAGUCGGCAGCACUGCUGGAAAUCAGGGGACUGUCUAGCAUAGGAGAAAAAAUAUCCCCAGAUAUCCAAGCUAUAGUCUUUCAGUUACCUGAUGCCAAUUCUUUGAAAAAUAUGAUAUCCUGGGGUUAUUGAGAAAGUUUCAAAUAGCACAAAUCUGAUAUUUUGGCAGAGCCCAUCUAACACAGUAAAGCCAGCAUCUCAUUGAUUGUCACAUCAUUCCCAGUAAAGAAACAGAGAAAUGUGUCUUGGUUCUUUUUAGUGUAGGAUAAGCAGUGCAGUGGACCAAGCACAGAACAUCCAUUGCACAGGACUAGAACUUGCUGCCUUCAGAUUUGGAGCUGGAUGCUGUGGAUUAUUUACAUGAAGAUGUUUGUGUAUUUUAGGAGGUUGAUGUUGAGGCUGUAUUUUAGUGCCAUCACCUCCAGAAUAGAUAGGAGCCUUUGUUAAGCAAAGGCAAGUUUGGAUUAUAGAUUUUAAAAAUCACUUCUUCCCUUUCCUCUCCAUUAUUCUUUUCUUUAUGUCUUUUUUUUUUUCCCUCUCUACUUUGCUUGAACAUUUGACCUGAUAAUAUACCUAAAAAGAAGUUUCUUCAUUGGACAGAGCAGAUCAAGCAAACAAAAACUCAAUCCCUCAACAGACUAGUAAAAAUCUUAAAGCAGUUGAAAUUAAAUAUUUACAAUCCAAAUUUAAACCUAGUAUAUUUCUCAGAUUAGACAGAUUAGACAGCAUCCUGCUGUCUUUAACAACAUACUUUUUAAAAAAAGAUUUAUUUAUUUGAAAGUCAGAGCUACAGAGAGGGAGAGACAGAAAGAAAGAGAAAGAGAGACAGAAAGAGAGAGAGAGAUAGAGAGAGAAAAUAUUCCAUUUGCUGAUUCACUCCCCACAUGGCUGCAAUGGCCAAGGUUGAGUGAAGCCAAAGGUGGGAACCAGAAACUUCAUCCAGGUCUCCCACAUGGGCAGCAAAGGCCCAAGAACUUGGGCCAUCUUCCACUGCUUUUCCCAGGUCAUUAGCAGGGAGCUGGAUUGGAAGUGCAGCAGCCGGGUCUCGAACUGGCGCCCAUAUGGGAUGCUGGUGCUUUGGGCCAGGGCAUUAACCCACUGCGCCACAGCACCAGUCCCAGGAAAGUUGGAUUCUAAAUGUGAAAAUUAUAUAUGUAUCAUUCUUGGACAUGAGAAAUAAAAAUCAGCAAGAGCCCUCAUGUGCUCAGAUCCCCAGUGACGGAUGGUUUUCUAUUGCAUGGGUGAUCACUUCAUAUUAUAAAAUAAUGCUGGUGAAUAAUAACAUUGGUACCUUCUUAUUUGUACAGUAGUAUCUCUUCUCUUUCAAACUUGAGGUUCACUAUAAAUACUAGUGAACAAUGAUGUCCGUAGUCAUAAAAUGACUCUUUUCUAGGGACUGGUUAAUCUGAGCUGAUUUACAUUUCAAAUAAUAAAUGAAUUGAAUUCUAAAUUAAUACCCAACACACAUGGUCUCAGUCACACCUACAUGAAAAAGAGUCCAUUGCCUUCUGGGAGGGAAAAGCUCACUCAAACAAGAUUACAUCCGUUUUAUGUCAUGAUAUUGAAGUUAUUUUGCUAGGAAGGAUAUUGAUUCAUGUUGCUUACAUGAACAACUUAUACCCAAAUUUUCCUCCUGUCUCACUUCCUGUCAUGCCUGCUCUCAUUUCAUCCUGGAUUCUUGUGUCUUUAUCUUGAUCAGGAUCAAUUAAGUCACACAGACUUUCUCUACUUCCCCAGUAUUCAGGAAGGCCAAUUGUUUGAUUCUGCACCUUGUGAUGCAAUCUUUUUGGCGCACAGGAGAUAAACAAGGAGCUUUUACUCAUGCUGUUAGAGUGAACUAUUAAUUGUGAAUGUGUCUCAUAUAUUGCUGUUAUGUAUAUGUCUUUUCACCUUUGACUAUUCAUGUUGUUUGGCUUCAGCAGGUGUUCAGUGUUAUUAUAACUGCCAUCCUAUUUCAGAAUGAACACUAAUUUAAAUUUGUACUAUGUUGUAUUCCAUAUUUUGCACAGCACCAUCUCCCUGUCUCUAAAUUUGUAGAGGUACUUCUGCUAAUGUGAAACAGCUGAGGUGCAUUCCUUCCUUCUCCUCCUUUUGCCUCCUUUCCUAAAUUCCUCCAUCCCUGUGAUCCAUGCAGAUUUCCCACAGCCUUUACCUUGAUUCCUAAAUACUAAUGUCCAUGGCUACAUUCCACUAUGUAAUCAUCCUGCCUACUUCAUUUUCACUGAGUCCAAACUGUUUCCCCUCCUUGAACAGAUUUUUUUUUCAUUUUUGGCUUUUAUUACAUUGUAAGCUGGAAACUCAUUUACCACUGUAAACACCUGGCAUGAGAUCAAUAAGAGAAGUGAAUUAAAGAAGAUCCUGAGGUUUAUAAAUAAGCAUUUCUCCAAUUGGCAUUGCUGCAAAGUAUUAGCACUUUGAACAUUUGUUUACCUGGAUUAAUAAGGAGAGUAUUUGCUUUUAUUUUUGCAGAAAAGAAUGUUAAAGGAAACAGAAGCAUGCCUAAAAUACAUUGAAUAUUUUGUAAGGAGAACUUACAUGAAAUAAGUUGGCUCUGUCUCAAAGGUGUAGAAGCUGUGAAUAUCUGUUCUUGUCCUCUGGUUCAAGGUAGCUUUGAUCUGUUACAGGAUUAGUUAAAAAAAAAAAAAAACACACACAGCAAGUUGACAGGAAUUAAAAAUUGGGUGAGGCAUGCAUUGUUUGCCUGAGCUCCACCUGCCACGGAGUGGGUUCAGUACAAUUGGUGCCUGUCGCCCUCACCAGAUCCGUCACACAAGCCCUUGAUCCGCAGUGACUGUGACAGUGUGGUCCAAGUCAGCACCAGUCUGCCUUUCUGAUAUAUUAUCCUUUUGGGUCACUUUCUUUCAUCUUGCUGAGUAUCUUAAAUAGAAUCCCAUACACCUCUGCCUGCAGUCCACUGUCACUCUGAAAGGAUCUGUCAUUUGCUAUGGUAUCAUGCCUUACCUAAACCAUGAAACAGUGGUAAAUGCCCUCCCAGACUUUCCUUAGCUAAACCACCUUUUGAAUCACCUUUAUGUCCACCCCCAACCCCCAAAUAAAACCUGUCUUUCAUUUAAACCCUUGUAU